Messenger RNA from Cygnus atratus (black swan), 4362 nucleotides. RefSeq names its product patched 2 (gene PTCH2). The record is from RefSeq and is a predicted model, not a curated record. Gene Ontology annotation, molecular function: hedgehog receptor activity; hedgehog family protein binding; smoothened binding. Gene Ontology annotation, biological process: smoothened signaling pathway. Lineage: Eukaryota; Metazoa; Chordata; Aves; Anseriformes; Anatidae. Gene Ontology annotation, cellular component: plasma membrane.
AUGGUGGCGGCGCUGGGCGCUGCCGCGGCGGCGGCGGCCAAUGGGAGCGGCGGCGGCGGCGCGGCCCCGGCGCCCCCCGCCCCCGCCUCCCCCUUUAGAGGCGCGGCGGGCGGCGGGCGGCGCAGAGCCCCGCGCACCGGCACCGGCACCGCACCGCCGAAGCCCGAUGGGGGCCGCGCUCGGCCCCACUUAACGCGGGGUGCCCCCGCCCCGCAGCCGCCCCCCGCCAUGCCGGCAGAGCCCCCCGCGCCGCCGCCGCCGCUCCGAGCCGCCCGCCGCAAGCCGGCCGCCGAGGUAAGGGAGAGCUCCCCCAGCAUCACCCCCCCCCCCCAAAAUCCUGACCGUCCCCCCCCCCCUACUCCGCAGGGCAGGGCCGGCGGCCGAAAGGCCCCGCUGUGGCUGCGGGCCCGCUUGCAGGCGCUGCUCUUCGCCCUGGGCUGCCGGAUCCAGCGGCACUGCGGGAAGGUGCUCUUCGUGGGGCUGCUGCUCUUCGGGGCGCUGGCCGUGGGGCUGCGGGUGGCCUCCGUCGAGACCGACAUCGAGCACCUCUGGGUGGAAGCGGGCAGCCGCGUCAGCCAGGAGCUCCGCUACACGAAGGAGAAGCUGGGCGAGGAGUCCAUCUACACGUCCCAGAUGCUGAUCCAGACCCCGAAGCGGGAAGGGGAGAACAUCCUGACGCAGGAGGCCCUGCAGCUCCACCUCGAGGCGGCCCUGGCUGCCAGCAAAGUGCAAGUCUCGCUGUACGGAAAAUCAUGGGAUUUGAACAAGAUCUGCUACAAGUCGGGCGUCCCCAUCAUCGAGAACGGCAUGAUCGAGAGGAUGAUUGAGAAGCUGUUCCCCUGCGUGAUCCUGACGCCGCUGGACUGCUUCUGGGAAGGGGCCAAGCUGCAGGGAGGCUCAGCCUACCUCCCGGGCCGCCCUGACAUCCAGUGGAGCAAUCUGGACCCUCUGCAGCUGAUGGAGGAGCUGGGGCAGUUCACGUCCUUGGAAGGCUUCAAGGAGCUGCUGGACAAGGCAGAGGUGGGGCAGGCUUACAUGGAGCGGCCCUGCCUGGACCCCCGGGACCCCCAGUGUCCCCCCAGCGCCCCCAACAAGCAGAGCCAGCAGAGCCCCGACAUCCCGGCAGAGCUCUCGGGGGGCUGCCACGGCUUCUCCAGGAAAUUCAUGCGCUGGCAGGAGGAGCUGAUCUUAGGUGGCACAACCAAAGACUCCCAGGGCAAGCUGCUGAGCGCCGAGGCCCUGCAGACCAUGUUCCUCCUCAUGAGCCCCCGGCAGCUGUUCGAGCACUUCAAGGACGACUACGAGAUCCACGACAUCAGCUGGAGCGAGGAGAAGGCGGGUGCCAUCCUGGAGGCCUGGCAGAGGAAAUUUGUGGAGCUGGCGCAGGACUCCAUCCCGCCCAACGCCACGCAGAGCGUCCAUGCUUUCUCCACCACCACGCUCAACGACAUCAUGAAGUCCUUCUCCGACGUCAGCGCCAUCCGGGUGGCCGGGGGUUACCUCCUCAUGCUGGCCUACGCCUGCGUCACCAUGCUGCGGUGGGACUGCUCCAAGUCCCAGGGGGCCGUGGGCCUGGCCGGGGUCCUGCUGGUGGCCCUCUCCGUGGCCUCUGGCCUGGGGCUUUGCUCGCUGCUCGGCAUCUCCUUCAACGCGGCCACCACGCAGGUCCUGCCCUUCCUGGCCCUCGGUAUCGGCGUGGACGACAUGUUCCUCCUGGCUCACGCCUUCACCGAGACCAGCCAGCAUGUCCCCUUCAAGGAGCGGACAGGCGAGUGCCUGAGGCGCACGGGGACCAGCGUGGCUCUCACCUCCGUCAGCAACAUGAUCGCCUUCUUCAUGGCAGCCCUGGUGCCCAUCCCUGCCCUGCGCGCCUUCUCCAUCCAGGCGGCGGUGGUCGUGGUCUUCAACUUCGCCAUGGUGCUGUUCAUCUUCCCCGCCAUCCUGAGCAUGGACCUGCACCGGCGGGAGAAGCGCCGGCUCGACAUCCUCUGCUGCUUCUACAGCCCUUGCUCCUCACGGGUCAUCCAGAUCCAACCCCAGGAGUUCGCAGACGCCAACGACAACCAUGCCUCCCACCCGUCCCCCUACGGGCACCCCGGCGUGGCCACCAGCACCCAGAUCACCACCACCGUGCAGGCCUUCACCCAGUGCGACCCCUCGGGCCACCACAUCGUCACCGUCCUGCCGCCCACCUCCCAGGUGUGCACCUCGCCCGCCGUGCUCCUGCCGCCCGCCGACCCGCUGGGCUCGCAGGUCUUCACCCCCUCCAGCUCCACGCGGGACCUCCUGGCCCAGCUGGACGAGGCCAAGGGUGGGCGCGAGUGCGUGCCCCUGCCCUUCUGCCGCUGGAGCCUCUCCGACUUCGCCCGCGAGAAGUACGCCCCGCUCCUGCUGCGCACCCAGACCAAGGCGGUGGUGGUGGUGCUCUUCCUGGCGCUGCUGGGGCUGAGCCUCUACGGCACCACCAUGGUGCACGACGGGCUCUACCUGACGGACAUCGUGCCGCGGGACACCAAGGCGCACGCCUUCAUCUCGGCCCAGUUCAAGUACUUCUCCUUCUACAACAUGUUCAUCGUCACCAAGGGCGGCUUCCACUACCCGGGCGCCCAGGCCGCCCUGCUCAGCCUGCACCAGGCCUUCAGCACCGUCAAGUACGUGGUGCGCGAGGGCAACCACGACCUGCCCAAGAUGUGGCUCCACUACUUCCAGGACUGGCUGCGAGGGCUCCAGGCCACCUUCGACAGGGACUGGCAAGCCGGGCGCAUCACCCACGACAGCUACCGCAACGGCUCCGAGGACGGGGCGCUGGCGUACAAGCUCCUCAUCCAGACGGGCAACAAGAAGGAGCCCUUCAACUUCAACCAGCUGACCACGCGGCGGCUGGUGGAUGAAAACGGCAUCAUCCCCCCGGACACCUUCUACAUCUGCCUGACGGUGUGGGCCAGCAACGACCCCCUGGGCUUCGCCGCCUCGCAGGCCAACUUCUACCCGCCGCCCCCCGAGUGGAUCCAUGACAAGUACGACACCACGGGCGAGAACCUGCGAAUCCCAGCAGCCCAGCCACUGGAGUUCGCCCAGUUCCCCUUCUACCUGAGCGGGCUGCGUCGCACGGCCGAUUUCGUGGAGGCGAUCGAGAGCGUGCGGGCCAUCUGCCGGGAGGCCGCCCAGCGCCACGGGGUGCUGAGCUACCCCAGCGGCUACCCCUUCCUCUUCUGGGAGCAGUACAUCGGCCUGCGCCACUGGUUCCUGCUGGCCAUCAGCAUCCUGCUGGCCUGCACCUUCCUCGUCUGCGCCCUGCUGCUGCUCAACCCCUGGACGGCCGGCAUCAUCGUCUCCAUCUUGGCCAUGAUGGCAGUGGAGCUGUUUGGCAUCAUGGGGCUGAUGGGCAUCAAGCUGAGCGCCAUCCCCGUGGUCAUCCUCAUCGCCUCGGUGGGCAUUGGCGUGGAGUUCACCGUCCACGUGGCCUUGGGCUUCCUGACAGCAGCAGGGAGCAGGAACGUGCGCUCGGCUGCGGCGUUGGAGCACACCUUCGCCCCCGUGAUGGACGGCGCCGUCUCCACCCUCCUGGGCGUCCUCAUGUUGGCCGGCUCCGAGUUUGACUUCAUCAUGAGGUACUUCUUUGCGGUGCUCACCAUCCUGACGCUGCUGGGGCUGCUCAACGGGCUGGUGCUGCUGCCCGUCCUGCUCUCCGUCAUCGGACCACCCCCCGAGGCAUCCCCCAUGGAUAACGGCCCCCGCCUGCCCCCUCCGGAGCCGGUGUCCCCGUGCCUCGGCCCCGGGGGUCUGUACAUCCGCCGUGCCCCAGCCUGGCCCGCCGCCUUCACCGACACCUCGGACACGGAGUGCUACGGGGACGGCGUGGGGCCGGGCAGCCCCCGGGGACCCUUCAUUGUGCCCCCCACCCCGGCACACAUCCUGCUGGAGGCCGGCAAGGACCCCAGCUUCCCCCGCAUCACCGUGCUGAAGCCCUACAAGGACAGCCCGGAGGUCCAGGGGAAGAAGGAGCCACCCCAGCCCGCACCCCCGCUGCCUUUCGGGGAGCCGUGCCCCGCACCGCCCAGAGACCACCCGCGCCCCGCGGCACCGCCACGGCCGGGCCAGCCCUGCUCGCCCGGCACCCGGCCAGCCCCGCGGGCCACCCUGCCCUCCUACAGCACCCACCUGCAGGGCCCCGCCGGCAGCUACACCACCGUCACGGCCACCGCCUCGGUGACGGUGGCCCUGCACCCCACGCUGCCCGGCUCCUACCCCGGUUUCGGCGCGGAGGCGGACAGCCUGGAGGAGCCCGGGGUGCCCAGCGCCGUGCCCGAAGCCUUCGAGAUGCAGAGCCUGGGAGGCCACGGGGCGGGCGCCCGGCGCUAG